Molecule: messenger RNA, 1506 nt
Organism: Centruroides sculpturatus (bark scorpion)
Lineage: Eukaryota; Metazoa; Arthropoda; Arachnida; Scorpiones; Buthidae
Gene: BckdhA
Product: 2-oxoisovalerate dehydrogenase subunit alpha, mitochondrial-like
Exons: 9
Coding region: 52-1362 (436 amino acids)
Biological process (GO): branched-chain amino acid catabolic process
Molecular function (GO): oxidoreductase activity, acting on the aldehyde or oxo group of donors, disulfide as acceptor
Source: RefSeq, a predicted model, not a curated record
AUUAAAAUCGUGACGUCACGUUGCUGUUGCUGAAAUGAGUGGCGAGUCAAUAUGGCACAUGUGAUGCUUCGAUCUUUUCUCCGGAUAAACAGAAGAUUAACGGCUAAAUUUUGCACUUCUGCAAGCGAGCCUUCUGCUCAACAAGUUCAGAAGUUAGACGAAGUUGACCGUCCAGAAUUUUUAGGAGCAAAAUCAAGAUGGACAGAAACUAUUGAAUUUGUACAACCAGAUAUAUAUGAUGGAAUUCCAGUCUAUAGGCUAAUGAACAGGGAAGGAAAUAUAUUAAAUAAAGAAUUAGAUCCAAAGCUUGACAAAGAGACUGUACUCAAAAUGUAUAGAGGUAUGACAACUUUAAAUACAAUGGAUCGCAUUUUAUAUGAAUCUCAGCGUCAAGGUAGAAUUUCAUUCUAUAUGACAAAUUACGGAGAGGAAGGAACUCAUUUUGGUAGUGCAGCUGCUCUUGAUCCUGGAGAUUUAGUAUUUGGACAAUAUAGAGAAGCUGGAGUCUUGAUGUGGCGGGGAUUUACUCUUGAUAAUUUUAUGAAUCAAUGUUUUGGUAAUUGUGGCGACAUAGGGAAAGGAAAACAAAUGCCAGUGCAUUAUGGUGCAAGAGAUUUGAAUUUUGUAACUAUAUCUUCAACAUUGGCAACUCAAAUGCCUCAAGCGGUCGGAGCUGCAUAUGCUUUUAAGAGAGCACAAAAUGGAUUGUGUGUAGUAUGCUAUUUUGGCGAAGGAGCAUCCAGUGAAGGUGAUGCACAUGCCGCAUUUAAUUUUGCGGCUACUCUUGAAUGUCCAAUUAUAUUUUUUUGUCGGAAUAAUGGAUAUGCUAUAUCGACUCCUACUCACGAACAAUACAGAGGAGAUGGCAUAGCUGCUAGAGGGCCAGGAUAUGGUAUUGCAUCUAUAAGAGUAGAUGGGAAUGACACAUUAGGUGUAUACAAUGUUACAAAGGCAGCUCGUCAGUUAGCUGUCGAAGAAAAACGUCCAGUUCUUGUAGAAGCUAUGACAUAUAGGAUUGGACAUCACAGUACUUCAGAUGACAGCACAGCUUACCGGUCAGUAGACGAAGUUAGAUUUUGGCACCAGAAGGAUCAUCCGAUAUCUCGUUUAAGAAAUUAUAUGAUUAAUCAAGGAUGGUGGGAUGAUGAAAAAGAAAAAGCAUGGAAAGAAGAAACAAAAAAACAGGUCAUGCAAACAUUUGCUCGUUCGGAGAAACUGAAGAAACCACAUGUGGACAACAUGUUUAUGGAAGUUUACGACGAAAUGCCAAAAAUUUUGAAGGAACAAUACGAUUAUUUUAAAAAUCACGUUCAACAGUAUUCGGAACAUUACCCAUUAAAAAAUUUCGAAGAGACGGGCUGAACCUACACCUAUAUGUGCUAUUAAAAUUUUAAGUUUGUAUAUUAACUAUGUAUAAUUUGUAAGAAUAUGAUACAUAAAAGUAUUUGAAUUGUUAAAUUAUCCCAGACAUGUAAAACUUUUAAGUAAAAGAUGAAUUAUUUAAAU